AUGUCUUCCUGUAAGCUACCUUUAUUUCAUUCUCAGAAUUGAAGGCAUCACAUUGUGCCUGUCACUACACAUUAUUUUGCACGUAGGCCUGCGGAACAUUUCUCGAGGAGAAUGGACCUGUACUGUAUUUGGUUGAUCAUCUCCGGACUUACUCUGACAUCAACUCUCAGGGUUCUGGAAUGGCCACCCCUGAACUGCACACAACAGGAUCUUCAAUGCAGCGUUCACAUUAAUAACUGUUCAGAUGAGGGCUGGAUUAAACCCAGACGUCAGGCACCUAACAGUCCGGAGUGGCUCCCAGGCUCACAGCAGCAUGUGUUUGUGAGUAGAGGGGAGAGUGGCUAUCUGCAGCCCGUGAUCUCUCUGAGCUGGAGUCUACAAGUUAAUGGAGGUGUAGUCGCCAUCCGUGGGACCGAGGUGCACGUCAUUGAAGAGGCCAGUAAUCAAAGCAUAUGUGUCCGAUACAUCUUCCAUAACAAAAUCAAAAACAUGAUGACCAACUGGAACCCGUGGACAUUUUCCUUGGACAGAAUUGUGGUGGACCCUGAACACAGGUAUUCUGUUUCUGUCUACAAUUUACCAAAACCAGACCUGGGGAAUUACAGACUUGACAAAAUCAUUACAAUCCCAGGAUGCAAGGAUCCAAGAAUAAAAGAAGCCAAAGUGUGUUUGGAAAACGGCAGUCUUUGGGACCCCCAGCUGUCCUGGACUGUGCCAGUGGAUGGAGGAGAGAGACUGAUCAUCACAGUGGGUUUUAAAACAUCGGAGUUCUCUGAGGAGUACCAGAUAUCCAUCCAGAACACUCAACACUCACAGCAUGUCAUGAGGGAGAAUAGAACAUCAUUGAAUAUGACUUUUGAACUGGAUGUAUGGCAGCUGCCUCCAUGUGAAAUGCUCAUUGUGAUUCAGCCAUUUUUCAUACGGUGCAAGAGCAACUGUUUGCAUCACCAGACAAAGGUUAACUACUGCUCCUACUAUCAAAGGCCGCCCACUUACAGCCGAUCUUUGAUGAUAAAAGCAUUACUGGGGCUGACCAUUGCUAGUGGUUUCCUGGCUUAUUUGCUGCAAAAAACAUCCCAUACAGAUCCAGGAAACCAGCUCCUGACCACUCCCAGAAGUGAACUGGAGGGUGUCCAAGCACAAGAGAAAAGGAGGAAAGUCUUCAUCGUCUACUCUCUGGACCAUCCUCUGUACAUAGAGAUCAUCCUGAAGCUCUGUGCUUUCCUCAUGGUUAAGUGUGGCACAGAGGUGGUGCUGGACUUGCUGGACUCUGCCCGGCUGGGAGUUGUGGGUAGUGUCCAGUGGCUGGACUGGCAGAGGGAACAGAUUGUUAAGUCCUCAGACAAGAUCCUAAUCCUGUGUUCGCGGGGGGUAAGGGCCAAAUGGAGAGCAAUGUGUGAUGGUGCCAAAACCCAGGUGACCCUGAGAGAGGAUGUACGUUCCCCCAUGGGGGACAUGCUCACCCCUGCACUCAGCCUCCUGGUGCCCAGCUUCGUGAGAUCUGGGACGUUCCAGAACUACAUGGUGGCUUACUUUGAGGACGUGUGUUCCGAGGAGGAUGUUCCGUCUCCGUUUAACAUCACAGUGAGGUACAAACUGAUGAAGCAUUUUGAGGAGCUCCUCUUCAGGCUCCUGGAUAAAGAGAAACAUGAGCCAGGGAGGGUGAAUCGCAUUGAAGGCAUCACAGAGGACGAGUAUUUUCACUGUCCCUCAGGGAAAGCGUUGCGGGGCGCAGUGGAGGCUUUCCAUGCCUAUCAGCUGGAGCAUCCAAACUGGUUUGAGGAUGAACUAGUAAAGGACACAGAUGCGGACGUGGAAGAGGAGGAGCCUACCCUGGAGCAUCAUGCUAUAGGACAACCAAAUGAGAGCCCCAUCACCAUCAGACAGAGUGUGCCAUCAUCACCAUCAGACAGAGUGUGCCAGAGUGCAAAGAAGAUGGACCUCCCACUCUCAUCAAUGAUGUGACACCUUCCGAGAGGAAUCACAGGGUGUAUUCUGCAACCCUUCACAUGACAGAUGGACUCAAAGGCUCCACUUUAAAUGAAUCCAAACCAUUUCCUCUCUCGGAGCACACACAGGUACAGUGCCUUGCAAAAGUAUU
Coregonus clupeaformis (lake whitefish) is the source of this 2101-nucleotide messenger RNA. RefSeq names its product interleukin-17 receptor A. The transcript has 13 exons. The record is from RefSeq and is a predicted model, not a curated record. NCBI's taxonomy places the organism in Eukaryota, Metazoa, Chordata, Actinopteri, Salmoniformes, Salmonidae. Bases 112 to 1965 code for a protein of 617 amino acids. Gene Ontology annotation, molecular function: interleukin-17 receptor activity.